AUGAGCAUCCAGGACAUGGCGCACGGCAUCAUACGGGAGUAUCUGAAGCUCCAUGACUACACGGAGGCCUACGAAGCCUUUGAACGCGAAGCUAUACAUCGCGGAAUCCCAAAGCUCUUCAGUAAGCGACUGGAGAUACUCGAGGCUGUUGGGAUCACUUCACAGUUCAGAGAGGAAUUUGAGAAGAAGAAAAGGGGCGUCCCACAUCUAGAAACCUCUUUGGAAGUGCUCAUAAAGAGUUACAAAGAGGCGUCUGCAAGUGAAGAAAAGGAAGUGGCGCAAGCUCGCCGCGUCCGCCGUAAGCGGCCGCAAGGCAUACAUCGCACGAUAGAAGAGACAGCAACGUCACAGCCAGAGGCACCACAGUUAGAAACUUUACUUUCCAAAUAUCAACCUUCUGAGGAGCCCGGUGAGCUCAUCUCUCCACAUCCUAUUGUCUCAGUUAAGGAUCACAUUGCCGCUAAUGGUGGCUUCCCGCUUUUCAAAUCAGUCCUUUUCGGGGCCAAAAGACAAGCUACUAUUCCAGAUACUUGGUAUCAAUCGCUCUUUUGUCUUUCGCUCUCACCAAAAACAAAGCCAAAGAAGACGAGCUUUUCUGUUUUGCAUCCAAAGUCGUGGGCCAUUCACCAGCGUGAGGGAGGUCCGUGCGGAGUCAUUGCAGUUAUUCAAGCGCGUGCGGCUAAAUACCUAUUUCAUGGCGCAAAACCACGUGUUUUGGCCUCUGCUACCUUGAUUCAAGCCCUAACCAUUGGAUUGCAAAACUUAGCAGCCGAGGAUGUACCGGUCCCGUUUAUCGAAGCAGUUCUGUCUGCCAUUUAUGACACUUUAGAACUGGUCCUGAAGCAGAGCCCUACAGGUCGUGCGUACUUAGUUGUUCCAGCUACUCACAGGGCAUUUGCUAGAGAUCUUCUGCAGCAGCUUUCGAGCGUAGCACCCUCAGACACAGUUGCGCGGCAACAGUUACUGGGAGACAUUCAUGGUCGGCUAGGCCUGGCGCGAAUAGUUGAAGAGAUGGAUGACUUUGAAGUCAUUACAGCAUCUUCCCCGGCGGAAAUCCAUGGUAUUCUCUCUUCUCUCUUCUACCAGUUCUAUGCAAUUACAGCUUUCCCGUCUUCCUUUAUCCCAGCCCUCGUUGUUUCGGUGAUACUCACGAGAACGCUUCGUGAAAUCGCAGUCACAGACUUUGAUUCUUCAAAUAAUGGCAGCCAUGGGCCUAGUACUGGGCUAUCAUCGGACAGCCUAUUCACAAACAUGAACAAUGCGUCCAUGGAAUUGGUGAAUCUUUUCAUCCACGGGAAGGCAGUGGCUGGCACCCACGAUGGGGUCGUUACCUGCGAUGGUUUUACUCUAAAGGGCAUUGACACACCAACAGAUGUAGGCUUGCUUAGCAUCUAUGAAUAUUACAACUACCUCACGAUAGGCGACAAUCUGAAGUGGGGGGUUCUCUGUCCAUGCUUUGUUUUAUUCAACGAAGCACACUAUACAUCCCUCUUUCCUAUUGACAAAGCAGCCAUGGAUACUAUCUCUACUGGACUAGCAGAUCGCAUGUUUGGUUCCAGAAAAGAGGUAGAUGUGAUUUAUUCCGACUCCUUGGACGACCAAUCGGAAGCUGUACGGCUUACGUUAACACUAGAGGGCCCUGUAACGUGCAAGAGAGAGGAGGACGGCAUCAGGGACAAAAGCUUUGUCAACCAACUAAUAUACACGUUAUUCGGCACGUCUAUAGUCUCUAUAUCGUGGAACGGGGCAGAACCAUACCUUUAA
Giardia duodenalis is the source of this 1764-nucleotide messenger RNA. RefSeq lists its product as uncharacterized. Gene Ontology annotation, molecular function: cysteine-type deubiquitinase activity; K48-linked deubiquitinase activity. Bases 1 to 1764 code for a protein of 587 amino acids. The record is from RefSeq and is a predicted model, not a curated record. Gene Ontology annotation, biological process: protein K48-linked deubiquitination. NCBI's taxonomy places the organism in Eukaryota, Fornicata, Diplomonadida, Hexamitidae. The transcript has a single exon.